GAGGUGUGUGCACAAAAUGUGAAACAGUCAAGCCGAGACUCUUGCUGACACAAGUCCGAAUGACAUGCUUGUUUACUGACUUCAGAGAGCAACAUUUUUUAUCAAAUGAAACUAAUAUACUCUUGACCUUGCAUGUACGAAACAAGGACUUAAAGGCGACAGAUUCUUCACAAUCAUGCUAAAGCAGUUUAACAUCUUAAAACAAUUUGGAAAUGGGGGGAAGUCGCAGGAUGCAACUGAUCUUCUCACAGAGGAUCUUGUUUUGGUUGAACAGCGUGUGGAGCCAGCAAAGAAAGCUGCCCAGAUCAUCUACAAGAAGCUGGUAGGCUGCCUGCAGAGUCAGCAGGGACUGGACUCAGAGAGAAGGAUGAAAAAGUUACCCCUCAUGAUGCUGUCUGUCAGUAUGGCUGAGAGCUUUAAGGAUUUUGAUGGUGAUUCCUCCAUAAGAAAAGUUCUGGAAAUGUGCUGCUUUAUGCAAAAUUUCCUGGCACGGACUCUGGCUGACUUUGAGAUGAAGUUGGAAAAAGAAGUUCUUGUGCCUCUGAAUAAGCUUAGUGAGGAGGACUUGCCAGAGAUCUUAAAAAACAAGAAACAGUUUGCUAAACUUACAACAGACUGGAGUAAUGCUCGAGUCAGAUCUCAGGCCAGCACAGGCCCACAGGCCAAGCAAGACGGACUAAGAGAGGAUGUAGAAGAGGCCUGGAGAAGACUGGAGUCUAUAAAGGAUCAGUACUCUGCAGACCUCUAUCAUUUUGCCACUAAAGAAGAUGAGUACGCCAGCUACUUCAUCCGUCUUCUAGAGCUACAAGCUGAAUAUCACAAGGCUUCAUAUGAAUUCCUGGAGAGAAACAUAACAGAGCUCAAAGAGAGUCACAGCCACACAGAGCCCCAAGUGAGUUCAUUAGAGAAAAAGGUUUUUGGAGAGCCUCUGCUGUCUCACCUCGAGAGCUGUGGAAGAAAAAUCGCUGUCCCUAUUGAGGAGUGUGUGAGCAUGCUGAUACGUACAGGACUCAAGGAAGAGGGUUUGUUCAGGCUAGCAGCUGCUGCAUCUGUUGUAAAGAAACUGAAAAGCUGCCUGGAUUCUGGUACUGUUGACCAAAAUGAGUUCAGCUAUGACCCACAUGCUGUGGCAGGGGCUCUUAAGUGUUAUUUGAGAGAGUUGCCUGAACCGCUCAUGACGUUUGAGUUAUAUAAUGACUGGUUCAAAGCUGCAGCAGAAAAGGAAACAGAUGAAAAAUUAAAGCAGUUGCGGACAGCGUUGCAAAAACUUCCUACAGAAAAUUAUAACAACCUCAGAUACCUUGUCCAGUUCCUGUCACAUCUGUCAGAGCAGCAAGCUGUGAACAAGAUGACCCCUAGUAAUAUUGCCAUAGUGCUCGGGCCUAAUCUACUGUGGCCUCGCUGUGAGGAAGAGACGUCAUUGCUGGACAUGGCAUCUGCCUCUUCGGUGCAAGUUGUGACAGUCAUAGAGCCGCUUAUACAGCAUUCCAAGAGCCUCUUCCCCGAAGAUGCUGAUUUUGAGGUGCCAGAACCUCUCGAAAGCCCAGUCCCAAAAACAUCCCAGAGACCUCUUUCUGACAGCAUCUCACUCUCUCCCCCUUUCUCUUCUGGUCGACCAUCCCUAUCAAAAACUGACAGCUCAGCAUCAUCUGAGGACCUUGGGGUGACAGUCAUUGUGAAAUCUCAGGUGAACCGCGAUGCUGUUGUGUGGGACAACAUUGAUUCUAAUCCAUCUGCUCAACCGCCUACACAGAAUCAAAUGCCUUCGUCACUUCCUCGUUACACUCCUGUACAAGCUCACAGCCAAUCACAGGCUAAGACGCCAUGCUCCAUCCAAUCAGAGCCAACUCAGGACCCGCCCUCCCAGGAGCCAACGCUGAAGAUCACUGCUCCUUACAAACCAAGGAGGUCUUUCAUCCAGCACAAGGCGCCAAACCUUCCCAAAGGCCCUCUUCUGAGCCAGGCAGGCUCUUUCCCAGCAGCCCAGACGAGAGCAUUCCCUGUUCCUCUGCCGAGAGGCUCUGAAAUGAAACCACCACCUCUACCCAAGCCCGAAACCACCCAAGCGCCAUUGCCCACAUUGCCUGAAGGGGGACAAAAGAAGCCCCAAGGCAGAAGACCUAAAGUUCCUCCUCCACAACCACCCCAAGCACUGAACAAGCAGCUCUCCACUCCAGCUCAGUGAGUUGACUGGGAAAAAGCACUGGUUUGUUUUGACAUCUAAUAGUUUAUAUCACUUCCUCGAGUGCAGUAUCUUUUGGUUAAGCUUUUAAGCAGUGUUUUAAUACACUAGUGUUCAAAAGUUUGAGGUCUGUAAGAUUUUUACAAAUAUUAAGUGUCUUAUGCUUACCAAGACUACAUUAAUUCGAACAAAAUACAGUAAAAACAGUAAUGUUAUAAAUAGUAUUACAAUUUAAAAUGACUUUUACAUUUUUAAUAUGUCUCAAAAUGUAAUUUAUUCCUGGAAUGACUUCUCAGCAGGCAUUAUUUCGGUCUUCAGUGUCAAAUGAUACCACAGAAAUAGUUUUAAUAUCUGAUUUGGUGCUCAAGAAACAUUUUUAUUAUGAAUUUUGUGCUGUUUAAUAUUUUUUUGGUGAUACAUAGAUCAGAAAAACAGCAUUUGUUUUUAUUUGUUUUACUUUACUUUUGAUCAGAUUAAUGCAUCCUGAAUAUGAAGGAUUCAUUUCUUUAAAAAUUGUCCAAACCUCUGAACGAAAGUGUAUGUCUGCUCUAGAGAAUACGGGUUUGAGAACUGCUAAACACAAUAUAAUCUGACUUCCUUUGGUUUUAGUUUGGGCGUACUGACACGCUUCACAUUAGCUAUUUAUAUAUAAGCUUAUUCUAAAGCAUGACAUUUGAAACGCCAUGCUCACUCUUGUUAAAGCAUUUUAAGGCUGAUGUUGUUCAUAGCUUAUUUUAAUGAAAACAUUGCAGGUAACAUACAUUGCUAUUUUGCAACUUUCUUGUGCAAAGCCGCACAUACGUACAGUAUGUACAUAUUAUAUUGUGAUUAAGGGAACGGAGAGGUCAACUCCUCUGUCAGAAACAAAUUCAAAUAAAAUUCAUAUUAAUAUUUAAUCAUAAUUCCAUAAUACAUUGAUAAAAGCUGGUGGACAUCAUAUAAUAUUACUGUAUACUGUGUUGAUCUUAAGGUAUUUAUCAUGUAAUAAAGAAAAGAUAAAUGACA
Molecule: messenger RNA, 3187 nt
Organism: Puntigrus tetrazona (Sumatra barb)
Lineage: Eukaryota; Metazoa; Chordata; Actinopteri; Cypriniformes; Cyprinidae
Gene: sh3bp1
Product: SH3-domain binding protein 1
Exons: 18
Coding region: 176-2185 (669 amino acids)
Biological process (GO): regulation of Rac protein signal transduction; signal transduction; regulation of actin cytoskeleton organization
Cellular component (GO): cytosol; intracellular anatomical structure; cytoplasm
Molecular function (GO): protein binding; GTPase activator activity
Source: RefSeq, a predicted model, not a curated record